Messenger RNA from Cololabis saira (Pacific saury), 2433 nucleotides. RefSeq names its product kinesin-associated protein 3a (gene kifap3a). Lineage: Eukaryota; Metazoa; Chordata; Actinopteri; Beloniformes; Belonidae. Gene Ontology annotation, biological process: microtubule-based movement; cilium organization. The transcript is spliced from 20 exons. Gene Ontology annotation, molecular function: kinesin binding. Bases 1 to 2427 code for a protein of 808 amino acids. Gene Ontology annotation, cellular component: axoneme; ciliary transition zone; kinesin II complex. The record is from RefSeq and is a predicted model, not a curated record.
AUGGCGGAAGGAUACAGUGCUCCGUCCUCCGGGCCGCCUGGUGGCGGACGUGGCAGCAGUGAAGUUUUACUUACUGUUUCUGCUGAGAUGGAGAAGCUGCAGGAGGAGCCGCGACACCUGAGCAGGAGAGUGAAGGGCUGCAGCCUGGACGUCCACCCGACGGAGACGGCCCUGGUGGUCCAGUACGAGGUGGAGGCCACGCUGCUGGGGCAGCUGGGCCAGCCCGUGGUCGGGGAGCGCAAGGAGUGUCAGAAGAUCAUCCGGCUGAAGAGCCUGAGCUGCAGCACGGACGUGUCGUCUCUGGCCCAGAAGGUUGUGGACGAGUGUCGUCUGAUCCAGCCGUCCAAGCUCCGGGAGGUGGAGCAGCUGCUGUUCUACCUGCAGACCCGCCGGCAGCCCGACGGCCCCACUGCCGCCGCCGGCCCGGAGAAGAGACGCUCCUCCUCCCCGCGGGACUUCCCCCCCUACGCCGGGGUCCAGCUGGACGAGGAGGCGAGCAUCGGCAGCAUGGACGAGUACGUGGAGCUGCUGUACGAGGACGUCCAGGAGAAGGUCCGGGGAGCCAGGCUCAUCCUGCAGCUGGCCCUCAACCCCGACAACCUGGGGGAGCUGGUGCAGAACGAGACGACGCUGGGGGCUCUGGCCCGGGUCCUGAGGGAGGACUGGAAGCAGAGCGUGGACCUGGCCACCACCAUCACCCACAUCUUCUUCUGCUUCACCAGCUUCUCCCGGUUCCACGGCCUGGUGUCACAUUACAAGAUCGGAGCCCUCAGCAUGAACAUCGUGGAGCACGAGCUGAAGAGGUUCCACCUCUGGCAGGAGGAGCUGCAGAAGAAGAAGAAGGCCUGCGAGGAGCAGCCAGAGAACCCGGGCCUGAGGAGAGACCACGACAAAUCCUUCAGGAAGUUCCAGAGCCUGCUGAGCAAACAGGAGCAGCUGCUGAAAGUGGCUCUGCUGCUGCUGCUGAACCUGGCCGAGGACACCCGCACCGAGCUGAAGAUGAGGAACAAGAACAUCGUCCACAUGCUGGUCCAGAUCCUGGACCGGGAGGACCAGGACCUGCUGCUGGUCGCCGUCGCCUUCCUCAAGAAGCUGUCCGUCUUCAUGGAGAACAAGAACGACAUGGCGGAGGCGGAGGCGGUGGAGAAGCUGGCCCGCCUGGUUCCCUGCCAGCACCAGGAACUGCUCAACACCACCUUACGUCUGCUGCUCAACCUGUCCUUCGACUCCGGCCUGAGGGGAGAGAUGGUCCAGGCCGGCCUCGUCCCCCAACUGUCCCGCCUGCUGGCUGACGAGGCCCAGAGACAGACCUGCACGUUUCUCCUGUACCAGCUCAGCGUGGACGACCGGGCCAAGCCCGUGUUUGCAGACGGGAUACCGCAGCUGAUGAAGUUGGUGUUCGACUGCGAGGAGGAGAUGGAUGUGGAGCUUAUCUCACUCUGCAUAAACCUGGCGGCCAACAAGACCAACGCUCAGAUCAUCUGUGAAGGCAACGGUCUGAAGAUGCUGAUGAAGAGAUCCUUGGAGAUGAAGGAUGUUCUGGUGAUGAAGAUGAUCAGAAAUCUCUCCCAACACAGCGGACACACUAAGAACCUGUUCCUGGACCACGUCGGGGACUUGGCUGCUCAGAUCAGCGAGGACCAGCCUGAAGAGUUUGUGAUGGAGUGUUUGGGAACGCUGGCCAACCUGACCCUCCCCGACCUGGACUGGGCGCUGGUUCUGACCGAGUACGACCUGGUGCCGUACCUGAAGGACAAACUCACACCAGGUUCUGCUGAGGACGACCUGAUCCUGGAGGUGGUGAUCCUGAUCGGUACCGUGUCCUCGAACGACUCGUGUGCAGCGAUGUUGGCCAGAUCUGGGAUCAUUCCUGCUCUGAUCCAGCUCCUCAACGACCAACAGCAGGACGACGAGUUUGUCUGCCAGAUCGUCUACGUCUUCUACCAGAUGGUCUUCCACAAAGCCACGAGAGACGUCAUCGUCCAGGACAGCCAGGCUCCAGCGUACCUCAUCGACCUGAUGCACGACACCAACGCCGCCAUCCGCAAGGUCUGCAACGGGACCCUGGACAUCAUCGCUGAGCACCACCGGGACUGGGGCAAGAAGAUCAAGGCUGAGAAGUUCCGCUUGUACAACAGCCAGUGGCUGGAGAUGGUGGAAACCCGGCAGGAGGACGAGGACGGAGACGCCUUCGCCGGGACCGGGGACGUCCUGGAGCGGCCCUACCUGUUCUACAGCGCAGAUGGAAUCCUCUCCUCUGACGGCAGCAACAGCCCGGACUUCCACGCCGACUUCCAGAACCAAGACCUGGAGACGGGAUUCAUGAGCAGCUCGUUGGACCAGUUCGUCCCGCCGGAUCAGGUCCCGCCGGCCCGACCCGUCAGCGCCUUCGGCUUCCGGCCUGACGAACGUUUCUUCUACAACUAGAGCGCC